GAGCCGGUUUCUGUCUGCGACGGGGAAGGGGUCAGCGAGGGAGGAGGGUGAUAGCAGAUUACUGUUACUCCUCCCGGAAUUUCAUUAACCCCAAGAUAAGUAUCUCCUCGCCAUAUUGAGCCUACUACUGAACAGAUUUUCCCUUGCACACAAUGUUUCCUUUGAGCACCUCAAAUGAUCAGACAGCAGGACCCCAAGUGUUGCUCCUCUCCAAAAAGUUGGUAAAAGCUCCCUGGGAUGAAGCCUUUCAUUUCUGGCAUUCUCCCCCGCCCAGGUCUGCUUUGAUCUUCGUUGGAUCAGGAGGAAAGAAAUUGGUCUGUUGUGUCUGCUCCAUUGGCGAACAAACAAACAGCGUUUCAAAUUUGACUUGGCUUAAUUAAUUAAUGAUUCUGUUUUACAGCUGGUCUGAUCCUCUUCCAAAAGGUUUGAGAAUAGAACUUCAAAGUGCGGCAGGAUGAGAGGAUGGGGGAGAAGGGCGUGGUCUGUGUGACUAUAUGGUCGCUCUACCCCCGGAGAAGACAGACAGCUGCUGCGUGGAGGAGAAGAUGCAGGAGAGGGACAGCCGGUCUCCCGCGGGGCCACAGAAACAGCUCCAGUUUGAAGAGCUGGAGUGUGCUGUGUCUGUGGAGGAGGACAACAGACAAGAGUGGACCUUUACCCUCUAUGAUUUUGACAACAAUGGCAAAGUUACUCGGGAGGACAUCACCAGCCUGCUCCACACCAUCUACGAGGUGGUGGACGCCUCGGUUAACCACUCUCCUGGCAACAGCAAGACUUUGCGGGUCAAGCUCUCCGUCGCUCCAGACUCAAGCCAGCGGUGGAGGAGCUGUGCUCAGGGUGCCACAGAUGUGUCCCACUCCAGGGAGAAAAAUGACAAAUGCAUAGAUGAUCUCAAGAGUGCAGACAAGAAGUCUCGAGCUCUCCUCAGGCGCCACCACAGCGACCACCACACCCAGUCUGGCUGCCAGCGCCACUGUGUGGACGAGAACCUGGAACGCAGGAACCACUACUUGGACCUUGCAGGCAUUGAAAACUACACGUCCCGCUUUGGAGCUGGUCCUGCUGCAGAACCAGCAAAGGUAGAGGCUCAGGCUCGCUCAUCCAACCAGGCCCGUUCUCGCUCACAUGAACCAGAAAACGGACACGCCCACUCACACCACCGCCGGCUGCAGUCGGCCGUGGACACUCCUGCUGCAGAGAGCCUUCACCCAGCCCGGCCCAGAGGCCAGGAUGCUGGGCGGCAUGGCAUUCGCUCUCCGAAGACUCACAGCCGCACACCCCCUGCACAAAACAGUGGGAGGGUGAUGAGGAGUCGAGGUGCCCCGCCUCCCCCGGCUCUGCCCUCCCAGACACCCCCUCAUCAGUCGGCAGCCCCAUACCGCAAACACAAACAGCGAUCCAAGGAGAGCCAAGGCUACCGGGCCUUAGGCUCUCUUGGCUCUCCGGGACCUAUAGUGGAGAAAGAGCAGGUCAGGGACCUCCCAAGUGUGUUGCUGUAUGAGGGUGGACUGGCACAAGUAGUGCAGCGGCAUGAACAUCACCACCACCAUGAACACCAUCACCACUACCACCACUUUUACCAGUCCUGAAGUUCUAGCCUGCCUGGGAUGGCUCAGCGCCUUUGCAUUGCCACAGAAAACAACCAGGCCAGCAGACUUUGACUGCAGCAUUGCACCUGGCAGCACAGGCACAGGACAUGGGGAGGACAUGAGGGCGACGGCCAGCGUGUGCCAGCGCUGGAAUGUUUCAUAACCAGUGCUAUAAAAUGUUGGUCUGACAUAGAGAAGCUUUGGUAUGCAGUAGGACAGUGAGUAAAAGCCCAUGUUGAGUAGCUGGACUGAAAAUCACACGAAGGCUCAGGAGGCAACCCGGUUCAGACCUGCUGACGUUUAGACCAUCAGACCAGCAUCCCAACACUCCCCAGACCACUAAAUCAAAAGGAAGAGGAGGGACACGACGAGGAAGCUGUGACUGUAAUACAAAAAUAUAUGAAGGAUUAUGGGCGACGAGCAAUUUGUGAAAAAUUUGUGUCUGAGCAUCACUACACUGGUGUGUGUUGGAAACCACUGGAAGUGUGCUCAGAAUUUAAAACAAGCUCCCCAGCAGAGUUUUGAAAAAAUAAAAUAUAACCCGUAAUACACUGUAGGCAUAAAGGGGAAGGAAAACUUUGAAACAGUAUAAUUUAUCCCAGAUCCGCUUCUACCUCUGUUUUUUAUCCGAAUUGUUGUUCUGAUGGAAACGUUAAGCAAGCAUUCAUUUUCAAAAUCACUUUUAAACUUUGUUGAAUGAAGAUGAAUCAUGUCACAAAACUGCAGCUCUGAAAACUAGAAAGCCUCCUCUGAUUUAUGAACUAACAUUUGCUGUACAUAAGGUAUUUAUACUGUCAUUGAUUUUAUAAGCUUUAUUCAUGUAUUCAUUGUGGAAACUACAUUUUUAUUAUGACCACUAGGAACUUCAGUAAAACAUGUAAUUGAA
Messenger RNA from Poeciliopsis prolifica (blackstripe livebearer), 2475 nucleotides. RefSeq names its product NKD inhibitor of WNT signaling pathway 1 (gene nkd1). Lineage: Eukaryota; Metazoa; Chordata; Actinopteri; Cyprinodontiformes; Poeciliidae. The transcript is spliced from 7 exons. Gene Ontology annotation, biological process: negative regulation of Wnt signaling pathway. Bases 495 to 1589 code for a protein of 364 amino acids. The record is from RefSeq and is a predicted model, not a curated record. Gene Ontology annotation, cellular component: cytoplasm. Gene Ontology annotation, molecular function: calcium ion binding.